This is a messenger RNA of Hyla sarda, 1427 nucleotides long. It is a transcript of the gene TYW3, whose product is annotated as tRNA-yW synthesizing protein 3 homolog. Bases 253 to 1143 code for a protein of 296 amino acids. Gene Ontology annotation, cellular component: cytoplasm. Gene Ontology annotation, molecular function: tRNA methyltransferase activity. Gene Ontology annotation, biological process: tRNA methylation. NCBI's taxonomy places the organism in Eukaryota, Metazoa, Chordata, Amphibia, Anura, Hylidae. The record is from RefSeq and is a predicted model, not a curated record. The transcript has 7 exons.
GUUACCAAAUGCAAGGUUUCCAGUAGUAAAGAUGGCCGCCUGAUCGGCACUGCUGCGCGGAAUGAGGGAUUUUGUACAGUUAGAGCUUCCGUGGAUGUCAUGGCGGCCUCCGUGGUGUAAUGUGGCGGCGUGAGUGUUCUGUAUUAAGACGAAGCCUCUGACUGUUCCUCCCGACACCUACGGAGAGAGAAGAAAUGCAGCCAAUCUCCGUCCGCAUGUAGUAUCUACAAUCAGUCGCCCUACGCUUCAUCCAUGGAGAUCUCUAGUUCUGAUCCCAAGCGCUCCCCCAGUCAGCCCUGCAGUGCGGAGAUCACAGACGAUCACAUGACCUUCCCUCUCCGGGAGAUUUCCCAGACUCCGGCCUCCACAUCUGAGUCCUGUGGACUCUUCAUGCACUGGAAGCUUCAGGCGCUCCGUAAGACGGAUCUCAGUAAGAAGGGCAGCGUGGACAAGGACAUCGAGGAGGUUGUGAGGGACAUCAACCUCCAGGACUGUUACUUCACCACCAGCUCCUGCUCCGGGAGGAUCAUCCUUAUAGAUGAGAACCCUGAUGUGUCCUUAGUACAGAAAGAGAACUGCUCGUGGCUUUUUGUAACUCAUGAUCUUUGCACUAAAGAAGACGUGUUUUCAGGUCUUCAGAAAGCCUCUGGAGAUGCCGUGCUGAAGUUUGAACCCUUCGUCUUGCACGUACAGUGUCGUACACUAGAGGAUGCUCAGCUGCUGCACGGCGUUGCCAUCAAUUCGGGUUUUCGAAAUUCGGGAAUAACUGUUGGCAAGAAAGGGAAGAUUAUUAUGGCGGUACGCAGCACUCAUUGCCUGGAGGUGCCCCUGAGCCACAAGGCAAAGUGUCUGGUGAGCGACGAAUAUGUGGAGUUCUUGGUGCAAACAGCAAGUCUGAAAAUGGAAGAAAACAAGAAGAGGAUUGGCAGAUUUUACAGCUGUCUUCAGACUGAAUUACACAAGAGAAAGCAAGUCAAGGACCAAGAUGGCGAUCAGCUGCCUGUGCGCCCGGUAUAUACCCGCAGGCGGAGGAGACAAGAUGGGGACAAGACACGAGACGUGGCGCAGCCUGACAACUCUGUGGACGAUGAAGAGACCAGUAUCUUAUUUCAGGAUAUGACGCUAUCGUCUGUGCAGGAAUAAUAUGGUAAAAUCCCUGGUGGGGCAAAGGAAAGAGCGGGCAUCACAGAGAUCAUGGCAGAGGACUGUGUUUUCAAUGAUUACAAACACUUUUUCAAUUUGACCUAUCCCCAGCAGGUGGCGAUGUGCCAUAGGAUAUUGCAGAGUUAAAGGGGUACUCCGGUGGAAAACUUUUUUUUCUUUUAUUUUUUUUUAAAUCAACUGGUGCCAGAAAGUUAGGCUGCAUUCACAUCUCGGUCAGCUCAGUUUUGACCCAUAUGCGGUUUUGGACCGGACCUAAAACCGUA